GCAGCAGGAGGACGCGUAAAGGCGGCGCGGCCACAGAGGCAACCGAACAUUUGGCGUCACGUUUCCCGAACUGGACUCUUCCCUUGGACUUUGUUUGGACCAUCGGACCCGGAUCUGAACCUCGGGGCCCCCUCCCUUCGCUAAGUUGCCCGUUGCUGAGACGAGAACAGGCCCGGAUAACAGUGAAUCUGUCAGACGUCCUGUUGCUGUGGAAACGAAGCGGCGCCAAGAAAAUGAGGAUGACGAGGAGGCGUUCCGGCAACUCCUGUUUGACUCCCCGCAGCAGAGCCAUGAGGUAGAGAAAGGUGGCGGCGGUAUUCCCCUGCAGCGCUGCAACACUCGCCCUGCUUCAUGAGCCAGCAGGAUGAGGCUGAGGUCCUCGCACUCUCCGAGCGCCUCCUCAUAGCGGCACACAAGGGCCAAGCUGACAAUGUGGUCCAGCUCAUCAACAAGGGGGCAAAGGUAGCGCUCACAAAGUACGGCAGAAGCCCCCUGCACUUGGCCGCCCACAAAGGCCACCUGGAGGUGGUGCACAUCCUGCUGAAAGCUGGCUGUGACCUGGACAUCGAGGAUGAUGGAGAGCAGACGGCGUUGCACCGAGCUGCUGUGGUGGGAAACACUGAUGUCAUCGGAGCUCUCAUCCAGGAAGGGUGUGCUCUGGACCGGCAGGAUAAGGAUGGAAACACGGCUCUGCAUGAAGUGGCCUGGCAUGGCUUCAGUCAGUCUGUGAAGCUGCUGGUGAAGGCUGGGGCCAACGUUCACGCCAAGAACAAGGCAGGGAACACGGCUCUCCACCUCGCAUGUCAGAACGGUCAUGCUCAGAGCUCCAAGGUUCUGCUUCUUGGAGGCUGCAGGCCUGACAGCAAGAAUACAGCAGGAGACACAUGUCUGCAUGUGGCCGCUCGGUACAACCAUGUGGCCAUGAUUCGCAUCUUACUUGGAGCCUUCUGCUCUGUGUCGGAGAAGAACCUGGUUGGAGACACUCCUCUACACGUUGCUGCUGCUCUGAAUCAUAAGAAAACGGUUCGUCUGCUGCUGGAGGCCGGAGCCGACAGCCACGUCUGCAACAAUGCGGGUCAGACAGCUCUGGAUCAGGCCAGAGACCACAACAACCCUGAGGUGGCUCUCCUUUUGACCAAAGCCCCACAGAGCUUUCUGCGAGGCAGGAGUGUGAGGAAGAGGAGGGACAAACUGAAAUCAGAGAGGAGGGCUCAGUCAGUGCCCAGAGACCAAAUGUUAUCCUGUAAGGACAGUGCAUCUGCUGCAGAGGAUACGCAGAGCAGCGAGCGCGACCCCUGCAGAAACAUCGACGCAGCCGAAUCCCCCCCCCGGAGGAGCCGGAGUAGGAAGCAGAAGCCGUCUUUGUCAGAACCUCUUCGCCGCCGAGAGACGAAGCCCAGCGAAGUCGGUCGCAGGAAGACGGCUAAUCUGCAAGGGGCCUUCCCCCACGGGCCCGCCCCCCCUCACAGCUUCAAAGCCUAUCAGCUGUACACCCUGUACCGAGGAAAGGACGGGAAGAUCAUGCAGGCGCCGCUGAACGGCUGCCGCUGUGAGCCGCUCAUCAGCAAACUGGAAAACCAGCUGGAGGCCACCAAGGAGGAGAUGAAGAGCGAGAUCCACACCGUCCAGGACCUGGUGAACAGCAAGAUGGGCCAGAUGGACCGCAAGAACAAACAUCAGAUGGGGGCUCUAGAUAAGCUGACCCUGGAGCGAGUUUCUGCAGAGAGGAGCACAUGUCUGCAGAGGAUGGAGCAGUGGACGCAGCAGGAGCGACUGGAGGCCCAGAGCAGACAGGCAUCUCUGGUCAGCGAGCUGAAGAGUUGGUGUCUGUCCAAACUGCAGAACCUGGAGGUCCGGCUCAGUGGAGAACCCGGCGCCACCACGCUGCGGCGCUGUCUGUCGGUCUCCGAGGGUCUGAAUGAGGUGGACAGGAGCGAACGCGCUGGCUCGAAGCCCAGUGAAGGAGAGGCGGGCACGGCGGAGGGCGGAGCCUCCGACCACUACUUUGUUCUUCAUGCAGAGAGCUCUCCAGAUGGUGAAAUGCUUCACAAGGCAGAGCCAGCCAAAAGCCCCGCCUCCUCAAUCCCGGUGGUUCGUCCAAAGGAGCGAGCAGCCGUCGCCCACAGAAAGACCCAGGACCUGGAAGCAGCAGAGGAGGCGUCUCCCAUUGCGGAGCGCCGCUGUGGCCGCCAGAAGCACCACCGCAAACACUCGCAGGGAAAGACUAAGCCCAGGGGGGCAGGGGGGGUCAGGGCUCUGGAGGUGUUUGGAGAGGCGCCGCGGGAGGCGUCUUUCGCUCAGGAAAGGGACAACAUGCACGCCGUGGAGGUCACGCAGUACUUCUUCGAGGCCGUGUCCACACAGAUGGAACGCUGGUACGAGCGGAAGGUUCAGGAGGCGCGGCAGCACGCCGACCGACGAGCUCAGGCCGACAGGGCGGCGCUGAUGGACAGGAUCGCCUUUCUGGAGGACGAGCUGCGCACACUGAGGACCAACCGCCACGACGGCUGCUGAAGUCCUCAGAGCGGAAACAUGCCGGCUCCUGACGGAACCAGCAGAUCUUCGGAGAAUGUGAAGGUCCUGAAGUAAACAGCAGCUCUGAAGCUCGACGGCACGCAGGAGUCUGAGGACCCUCUGCUGAUGGCCGCUCCUCACUAAGGAGGAGCAGAUAAGUUCACAAAACUCUAUAACAGGCUGGAAAAAGAUUCUGCUUAAUGCAGAGAAAAAUACAACCAGAUGAAGCCACUUCUGCUGUUUUCACAGUGAUUAUGCUAAUCAAGCUGCUAGUUUGAACAGCUCACACAGACAAGAGACCUGGAUCAGCUGAGCUACAGCUGCCUCGAUCCAAUGGACAACCGCUGGCUGGAUCCGAGAGAACAGCUGAGCCACAGUUCCAUGGAUCUGAUGGAAAUUCUAUACCAGCUGUUCUCUUUGAAGCUAAAAUCCGUCUGACAGCACCACAGAUAAGCUCCAUUUUCAAAGCUGAGUUUGUUUCGUAAAUCGAAAUCAUCAAAUUUCGUUUUCCCUUUUGAAGGAAUUUUAUUGUUUGGAAUCUUUUUCAUAUCAUUUUGAGUCAAACUACAGAUUACAGGGAAACGAAACUGUUUUGUCCAAGUUCUUCACCGACUCUCCUGCAGCAGAGAGAGCUGAUGAUCUGAGCUGAAGAUGAACCUGAAGGAGCAUCCCAUCGUAUCUGCUGCAGCGCUGAGCGGUUCUUCAUCACAGACAUGCAUUACGCUUUUAGAACCCGUUUGUUUUGGAUCUUGAUGCACUCUUCCUCUCCCAGGAAGCAGGUUUUGUAUUAAAGAAUCGUCUCCACACCG
Oryzias latipes (Japanese medaka) is the source of this 3323-nucleotide messenger RNA. It is a transcript of the gene ankrd6b, whose product is annotated as ankyrin repeat domain 6b. The record is from RefSeq and is a predicted model, not a curated record. NCBI's taxonomy places the organism in Eukaryota, Metazoa, Chordata, Actinopteri, Beloniformes, Adrianichthyidae. Gene Ontology annotation, molecular function: protein binding. Gene Ontology annotation, cellular component: cytoplasm.